This is a messenger RNA of Trichoderma aggressivum f. europaeum, 1026 nucleotides long. RefSeq names its product CAZyme family GH16. NCBI's taxonomy places the organism in Eukaryota, Fungi, Ascomycota, Sordariomycetes, Hypocreales, Hypocreaceae. Bases 1 to 1026 code for a protein of 341 amino acids. The transcript has a single exon. Gene Ontology annotation, biological process: glucan catabolic process. Gene Ontology annotation, molecular function: hydrolase activity, hydrolyzing O-glycosyl compounds. The record is from RefSeq and is a predicted model, not a curated record.
AUGUAUGCUUCCAGAGGCCUCGUCCUAACCACCGCCGCACUCUUUGCUGGCAAAGGUGCUUUCGCGCAAUACUCUCAAUAUGCCUUGGACGUCACCUACGACGCAACCAACUUCUUUUCUCACUUCGACUUCUACGCGGACUCGGACCCAACGCACGGCUUCGUCGAAUAUGUUGACGCUCAAACCGCAAACUCCUUGGGUCUCGCCGGGACGUCUAUUGGAGGCGUCUUUAUGGGCGUCGACUACACUACCCAGAAUCCACCCAAAGGCCGCAAGUCAGUUCGCGUGAGCUCGCAACAAUCCUUCACGCACGGGCUUUUCAUUGCCGAUAUUGCUCAUAUGCCGGAGAGCAUCUGCGGAGUCUGGCCUGCUUACUGGCUGCUUGGCCCCAAUUGGCCGUAUUCGGGCGAAAUCGACAUUAUCGAGGGUGUAAACACUCAGACGACCACUUCUAUUACGCUUCAUACAGGCCCCGGCUUCACAGUUAGCAACAGUGGAUCUAUUUCGUCUACUCAACUGGUCAGCAGCGACUGCGGCCCCGAUGAGAGCAACUCGGGAUGUGGCCAGACAACAGCGGACAACCAGAACUACGGCGAUGGCUUCAAUGCUAUUCGGGGAGGGGUCUACGCCACUGAGUGGACAUCUGAGCACAUUGCCGUCUGGUUCUUCCCUCGAACGAACAUCCCCCUCGACAUCACCACUGGUACGCCCAAUCCGGCCGGCUGGGGCCAACCCCUCGCCAAGUUUACCGGCGCCGACGGCUGCAGCAUCGACAACUACUUCAAGAACAACCAGAUCGUCUUUGACACUACGUUUUGCGGUGACUGGGCAGGCCAGGUCUGGGCAUCCAACAGCGAGUGCUCCGCCUUGGCCGCCACGUGCGAGGACUACGUCUCUAGCAAUCCUGCGGCCUUUGCCAAGGCCUUUUGGCUUAUCAACUCGGUCAGCGUAUAUCAACAGGCUCCCAAUGUUGCGACAGGAGCAAAUGCUUUGCCAAAGACUCUUCCCAAGAGAUUCGCGGCCUGA